Messenger RNA from Aplysia californica (California sea hare), 2152 nucleotides. RefSeq lists its product as uncharacterized. The record is from RefSeq and is a predicted model, not a curated record. Bases 437 to 1279 code for a protein of 280 amino acids. The transcript has 8 exons. Lineage: Eukaryota; Metazoa; Mollusca; Gastropoda; Aplysiida; Aplysiidae.
AUGCAAUUUAUAUAUUUCAUCUUUCGGGUAGCUCUAUCUUAGGAUAUCAAUUUUUGGAGUAUUGAUGAGAAGAUGGUUGUUUUCAUCUGAUUUUCAUCAAUGUAUUAUUUCCAGCAUUUGGUAAGGAAAUACCUUCUUAUUUCAUCUGGGUUCAGGAUUCUCUUGCGUAUUAUAGGCCUAGGCCUAAGCUUUAGGCUAGGCCUAGGAGAAGGCAAUGACGUCAUUCACCAAUUUAUCAUUGCGAAACCCUAAUAUUUUGAUGACGUUCUGCGCGGUUUUCUCAAACCAAAGUGGAACCAAGCAACCGGCAUAGUCCUGCUGUCGAUCUGGUACCCCUAUCCCUUAUAGACCCAGAGAAAGCCGUAUUUUGUUCCAAAUCAGUGGAGAACAACGCUACAUCCAGUCAAAAACCACAACAAUAACAUCAGCUGCAGCUAUGGCGCCCAGGAAAGCAUUCCUGACUUUGGCAGCGUUCCUGACAGCUCUGAUAGCGGCUACAACCGGGCAGACCAUGAAGUUCCAGACGUUCAAGUACUCGCCUGCGUGUGGCAUCAAUCCGGGGGCCAAGUGGUCCGUGGAGGGAAUAGCCGUUUCCGACGGGAACGCCGCGUUCGAAGCAUCCAAGAUUGCUAUUAUGACUGCGAACAAUGAAGAGCUCUGCACAAUCUCCAUGUCGGGGUGCCAGGACAAAGCGCCAGAAGAGGGCUGCUACUGUGUGGGCAACUCCAGCAACGCCAUACUUGGCAUCAAGAGGACCGCCGUCCUUGCCGAGAGCAACGAAGCCUUGACUGCCGUGUGGAAGCCUGCCAACGGCACGGGAGAUCCCAUCAAACAGCAUGUAGGGAACUCGCCUGUUGUCUACGUGGAUUUAACGUUGACGAUAACUGUCAACUCAAAGGAAAUGAGCGUGGAACCACUGGCAAAUAGAACAACGAUCACUCUGGAGGACCCAGGAAAGCAGAACAUUUCCUUCUGUGCCCAGAAUCUCGUUAAGCCUUUCAACAUCAUUUUCAGAGUAAACGCGAUGAACGAGCUGGCGACAAACAAAGGAGAUGAUCCCUGCGCUUACUGGACAGACCAAGACAUCUCCGAAAUAGACUUCAGUGGUGCUUACAGCCUUGAGUACAACGAGGCGGGCUGCGAACGUUCACGAUCCAUAGGGCUGGAUUUUGUCAACCCGCACGCCGCCACCAUGGGCGCCUCUGGCCUCACUGUGUCUCGGCUCACGUGUCUGCUGCCCCUGUCUAUCCUCAUGAUGGUUCUGGGGGCCGCUCUGUAACCGCCCAGGGAUACCUGUCCUGCCCAGAUGACUUUCUGCCUAAGAGGGUGAACGCAAGACAGGGGAAUACCUUCUGUCCGCCUGAUGAUAAGUCAGUCAUCAGCAAUAAAGACUACACAUUUUCAUCUUGCAGAGGGAUAAAAAAAAUGCUCAACAAGGCACAGUAAAUAAAGAAAGAUGCAACUAACAACAGUAGCUUUCGUUCUUGUGAUAAUGUUCUUUCUGUUGAACUCUGUCUCCGGUCAUAAAAUUUCACCAUAAAUAUGUCAUAAACGCAAUCGGAACCUUUUAUUGGAUCUGGACACUUAGAUAGUAUUGUAAUAAUAAGGGAUAACCCAUCAGGACAUCAUACGAUAUGUAAAUCACAGUUUGUAGAAAUAUUACAUUUCACAGCUAUGUCGGCAGCAUACAGUUGUAAACCCCAAGCCUUGUUUUGUUUCAUGAGUUGUUUUUUUUUGUCCAUUUAUUUUUGUAACGAGAUCUCUCUUUAUAUAUUCCUUUGACUGGAAUGAUAUCGGGCAUCAAAUUGAUCAUUUGGAGUCAUGGUUUGAAAAAUUAAAGACAUCCUCAUAAGUAAUUCGAAGAGUGGGGCAUCUUAGUUUUAAAAAAUUUUUAAACUUAAAAAUCAAAAACAACCAACUCAACAUGUGGUUCUAAGUGAUACACCAACAGCUAUCACCAGAAGAUUGUAAAAAGCCGUAUAGAACAGGUCCAGGUGAUAAUUUAGCCGGUCUGGGUUCGGAAACAAAUAUGAAGCAAAAUUUCCAUGUGUAGGAUUCCAAAAUGUAUUAAAAUCGAUCAAUCCAUGUUUGUACCAGCGGAAAGUUUUAAUUUGUCUGGGCAGCACUAUUCAAAUAAAGCAUACUUUCCAUA